Messenger RNA from Spinacia oleracea (spinach), 1714 nucleotides. RefSeq names its product hexokinase-1-like. The transcript has 9 exons. NCBI's taxonomy places the organism in Eukaryota, Viridiplantae, Streptophyta, Magnoliopsida, Caryophyllales, Amaranthaceae. Gene Ontology annotation, cellular component: mitochondrion; cytosol. The record is from RefSeq and is a predicted model, not a curated record. Bases 95 to 1492 code for a protein of 465 amino acids. Gene Ontology annotation, biological process: glycolytic process; glucose 6-phosphate metabolic process; carbohydrate phosphorylation. Gene Ontology annotation, molecular function: fructokinase activity; glucokinase activity; D-glucose binding.
GACUUGCAUAAGUAUUUUCCUAGGGAAUCUAUUAACACUCAUUCAGAAGUUUGAGAAAAACAGGAUUGUUAGUCUGAACUCUGAAGAGAAAAAAAUGAGUGAUUGUGAAAAUGUUAAAAAUGGUGAAAAGUUAGAGGAACUGGUGAAGAAAAUAGAAGAGGAAUUCUGGGUACCAGUUGAAAUGCUGAAGCAGUUGGCUGAUGAUAUGGAGUUGAUGAUGAGAAAAGGUCUCGAAGAUGAAGAUUCUAGUUGUAUCAAGAUGCUUGUUUCUUAUGUUGAUUCUCUGCCUUCUGGUGAUGAAAAGGGAUGUUAUUAUGCAUUGGACUUGGGUGGGACAAACUUCCGUGUAAUGCGAGUUAAAUUGCAGGGGAAUAGGACUAUUGAUCUAAAAACCGAGUCUUAUAAGGUGCCUCCUAACAUUAAGGUUGGAAAGUUACAUGAACUGUUUGAUUAUAUAGCGGAAAAAAUUUGUCAUGUUAUAGAAACGGAAACUGAUUCAGAGAUUGUUCCUGGGAAAAAGAGAGAGCUUGGGUUUACUUUCUCAUUCCCAGUGCAGCAAACAAGGAUCAACUCUGGUACUCUCAUUAAUUGGACAAAGGAUUACAAUGUACAAGAUGCUAUUGGCAAAGACAUGGUGAAAGAGCUGACAAGGGCUUUAGAGAAACGAGCUGUUGAUGUAAACGUGACUGCUUUGCUUAAUGAUACUGUUGGUGCUUUGGCCGGAGGGAGAUUUUACGACAGUAAUGUUGUUGCAGCAGUUGUUUUGGGUACAGGAACAAAUGCAGCUUAUUUGGAACAGUCUGAAAACAUUCUAAAGCCGUAUGGUCCUCCACCGGAAUCAGGACAGAUGGUUAUUAACACAGAAUGGGGCAAUUUUAACUCUCCACUUCUUCCACUAACCGAAUAUGAUCAUGCAUUAGACAGUGAUAGCCCAAACCGCCACAAACAGAUUCUAGAAAAGAUGGUUUCUGGUAGAUAUCUGGGAGAAAUAGUGCGUAGAAUUUUGGAACGGUUAGCUGAUGAUGCUGCGCUUUUUGGCGACAUUAUUCCUCCAAAACUGCGACAGCAUUAUGUAUUGGCGACGUAUAACGUUGUGGAAAUGCAUAGUGACAAAUCCACUGAAUUGAGUGUUGUUGAGAAAUGCCUGGAAGAGGUUUUUGAGAUAAGUGAUGUAUCCUUAGAGAAGAAGAAUGUUGUUGUGAAGAUAUGCGAUAUUGUUGCUACACGAAGUGGUCGCCUUGGCGCUGCUGCAAUAAUGGCAAUCCUGAAGAGGUUACGGAAGGACACAACCAAGAAUGGGGAGAGUGUAGUUGUUGCUGUUGAUGGAUCAUUGUUUGAAACGUACAAACAGUUAAAUUCAUGCCUGCAGAAGACUCUUUCAGAAGAGUUGGUAGAUGAACAAGUCUCCAAAAUGCUUCUUCUUAAACACUUUAAAGAUGCUUCAGGCAUUGGUGCUGCCGUUGUUGCUGCUUCACACUCCAUUUACACUUGAUAUUACCACCAAUUCAUUUUUAAUAACAUUGCUGCUAUAUUUGUUACGUGAUAAUGUGUUAAAGUUGAUCGAUCGGGAUAUGAUUUUCUUAAGAUGGAUCUUUUCUAAUUUGAUUAUUCCAUCUAAUGUAAAAUAAAAUUAGGCAUGUUGAAAUGUCUAAUGUGCUUUAAUAUUAUUAUAAACCUGGUAAAUAGUUAACUUUUGAUCAUUUGACAAGUUAAA